UUCUGGUCAGUGUAUAUACCGUGUGAGUCGCAGUACCUCAAUACGGUGCAGCUUCUAUUGGAACAAAUCGAUGUUGUGAAGCGAAUGAUCUCUAUCAGCUCCACCAGCACCACUCUCGUCCACUCCUCGGCCGGAAUCCUGGAGGAGUUUGAGCGUGGGCGUGUAGCUAGUUUGAUGGGCGUGGAAGGCGGUCAUGGGCUGGCCAACAGCAUGGGCGUACUAAGGGCCGUGUACGACCUGGGAGUACGUUAUGUCACACUCACCCACAAGUGUCACACCCCAUGGGCCGAGUGUUCAGAACGAGGAUCUCAACCUCCCAAUACCCGGGGACUCACGCCGUAUGGCAAGGAGAUGAUCCGGGAGAUGAACCGCCUGGGACUGAUGGUGGACCUGUCUCACGCUUCAGCUAGGACUGCUAGGGAUGUGCUAGGCGCCACACGUGCCCCUGUCAUAUUCUCACACUCAGCUGCUAGGGCGCUCUGUGAUAUAGAGAGGAACGUACCUGACGAUAUCCUCAGCUCCUUGGCUGUGAACGGUGGUAUAAUGAUGAUCAGCUUCUAUAGUGACUUCCUCACCUGCACUCCCUCAGCCUCCCUGCGAGACGUGGUAGCUCACAUCAACCACGUGCGUACCAUGGCUGGGGUGGACUACGUGGGAAUAGGUGCUGGUUACGAUGGUAUCAAUAGGACUCCUAAAGGACUGGAGGACGUGUCCAAGUAUCCUGAGCUGUUUGCCGAGCUGCUGCAGGACCCUACCUGGUCUCUGCAGGACCUGAAGAAGCUGGCAGGACUCAACCUGCUCAGAGUACUCAAGAGGGUGGAAGAGGUACGUGAAGAGAUGGCAGGGGAGAGACCGUCAGAGAUGAUCAUUCCCAUACACGACAUCGACACUCGCUGGCCUUGUAGGUACAAGUUCGCCAGCCUUGAAGACACGCGCUUCUGAGAGCCCCUUCUUGCCCUCUUCAAGAAGAAAAGAACAGUCUUGUUCUUUUCAAGAAGAAAAAAAGGAGAGUCUUGUCCUCUUCGUGUUCACUCUAUUCGUCGAGUGGACGCCCUCCCCAGACCUGUCCUCAGUCAUAUAUACCAACACGUUUCGCUCAUAUCUGUUGUCUCAUUUACGCUAAAGGGAGAGAAAAUAACAGAAUAUUUCUAUACAAUCUUACACAUGCAUAUUAAUAUACAACCUCUCACAUAGAAUAUUAAUGUGUAAUGCUCAGUAUUAACCCACUAGUACACACGCAGGAGCUGUGAUUCAACCCAUUCAACCACAUAUAGGUGAGUACACAUCCACCACAAAAACCUUUCACUAAGACAAUUUUCAUUAUAACAGGAAGAAACUCAAAAAAAAAAUUACCCCAUGGCCCACCGAGAGGUACAUAGACCACCGAGAAGUCCAUGGACUAUAGUUGAGAACCCCAGAACUAUAGAACAUGUCUUCUUGUAACUAAGGUCAUAUUAUUAUUAUUAUUAUUAUUAUUGUUAUUAUUUCUAUUAUUUUAUUUUAAUAUAUGUCGUGUUGCAUUGGUUAAGAAUAAAUCUAUAACUACUGA
This is a messenger RNA of Cherax quadricarinatus, 1549 nucleotides long. Lineage: Eukaryota; Metazoa; Arthropoda; Malacostraca; Decapoda; Parastacidae. The record is from RefSeq and is a predicted model, not a curated record.